Molecule: messenger RNA, 2694 nt
Organism: Actinia tenebrosa (Australian red waratah sea anemone)
Lineage: Eukaryota; Metazoa; Cnidaria; Anthozoa; Actiniaria; Actiniidae
Cellular component (GO): membrane
Molecular function (GO): protein binding
Source: RefSeq, a predicted model, not a curated record
UAUUCUUACACACAUGUACUGAGCAUAGAUCUCAAAGAAAGAAGCAGUAAAUAUAAGUUCCAGCAAAAACGUGUCAACUAUUGGUUCGAACGGGAUCAAAAGUACCGUGUGUAACACGUGCACGUAUCGCUUUCUAUAUUGAAGACUUUGAUUUAUUUGGCAAGAAUUGGCUCGGGAAAGUUAGUCUUAAACUAAGAUAUGGGUCAAAUACUCGAUUUCUUGACGUCCCGCACUACGAACCUAAACCUGUCUCUCCUUUUGUUGCAACCAUACCUGCAAAGGUGACUUACUUCUCGGCUUACAAUGCCAAAUCCCGAGGGUUUAAAAUGAGAUACUACGCAUUCAGCAUGUCUGAAAAAAACCAGGUGGUUAACAAGAAAUGGAAGUUUUCCGUCAUUAAGAAUAAUCCAGGAACAUUCCGUGUCUCGUGGUCCCGAAUACCAUCUCGCCAUCCUGGUUCUAAAUACACCUACUUGGUUAUAUGUAAAAGGGUUAAAAGUACACGCAUUAAGAUUGCCAGGGCUAUGAAUUCGAGAUCAGCUGUGAUUGACAUACUCCAGCCGAAAACAAAAUAUUCUAUACGAGUGAUUGCUUUUGACACGUCAAGAGCCAAUAGGAAACCAAUAUACAGCCGUCCACAGCUGGUAAAGACACUUGAUGGAAAGAUUCGCCUGGUUGGAUGGUCUAAGAAAGCAACCAACACAGCAGGACGCGUUGAGAUUUUCUACAAGGGUCAUUGGCGAAAGAUCUGCUAUACCGUGGGUUUUUGGAGCUCGUGGCGCAGUUGGGAUUUGAACAAUGCUAAUGUGGUCUGUCGUUCCCUGGGUCUACCGAGAGCAGUGGCUGCACCACACAGCGUAGUCUUUGGUAUUGGUACUAGUCCAACCUGGAUUAAAAAAGUACACUGCCGUGGAACUGAAACGUCUUUGUUUCAGUGUCGGCGUAAUACAGUAUGGAGAGGAAGAAAAUGUCAUAAAGACAACUAUGCUAGUGUUGUGUGUUUUGUACCGCCUGUCUACUUGAAUGUUACGACUCUCGCUGGCGUGAUCAGCAGUCCCGGAUAUCCAAGAUACAUGAAACAAGCCCGUUACGAGUGGACUUUCGUACUUCCCGUCAUACCACGUGCACGUAUGGCUUUGUAUUUCGAAAGCAUUGAUUUGUCUGGCCAUCAGUACCUUGGAAAUAGUAAUGUCACUCUGCAGGAUUUAUCUGGACAUCAACUCUUCCAUCUCAGUAAUACCAAAAGCGAGCCACUUUUCCUUAUUCAAAAUAAGACAACAAAGCUGGUGUAUUAUUCUUGGUUUACCAGAAGAGGAAAAGGGCUUCGUGUACGUUACUUGUUUUAUCGUCCUUUUGACGAAGCUCUUUUACAAAAUGCUUCCAUCUUGGCAUCAAGUACCAGUCCCCACAGCAUCAGUGUAUCUAUCGGUUCUUUCACUGUUGAUGGUUUCAAAGUCCUUGGGUAUUUUAUCACCUGUAAUUCAACAGAUGACUGGCAUCGUACUGCAUCUUACGCUAUUGCUGAUAAUAAAACAAAAACCGCUUCAUGUCAUCGUCUGGUGGGUUUGGCAAACUACAAGGUACAGGUGUUUGCAGUUGGUACUAACGCUACUGAUGGCAGUAUGAUGAUGUACAAGAGCAAUCCUAACGAGAUAAAAACCUUGGAAGGAGUACCGAGUCAAAGUCCAUCGGGUUUCCAUGUUGUUUCCUCGACUUCAAGCACCAUUCACGUGCAGUGGAAUCCACUACCACGUGACCAUGCUAACGGUAUUCUUCUUGGAUACAAGGUGGAGUACUGUGAUACAUUUCAUUUGCGCCGCAGCAAGACCAUAACCACCAAUAACACUCAAGUGGUUCUUGAACAUGAUCUUCCUGGUAUGGUGUAUCGCAUUACUGUACGUGGAUUUACUGGGAAAGGCCAGGGACCAUUUUCAACUACUGAGUUAUAUACAAAAUGCGGAGGAAUCGAACAGCAAGCACAAGGAACGAUGAGCCAUCCACCUUAUAAUUACCGUUCUUGGUCUUUGAAUUGCUGGUGGACGUUGAAAGCACCUUCUAAGAUGGGAAUGAUUGUAAUUUCCUUAUAUGUCUACUCUGAAGACUGCGGUUCAUAUUUUGCAGCUUUAUUUAACAACGCAGAUGAGAUGGUUCACAGAUUGUGCAAGACCCGAAGAGAGAUAUUUUUUGCCUAUAUUUCCUUUGGUACAGCCAAACUACAGUCCUACACAGCAAGACUGGUUUUUUUAGGAAGUAGUUUUGUUAUGAAAGCAAAGUAUUACAUGUUUGAAAAUGGCCUUGACGAUGGAACUGAUGACUGAUACUCGUUGCAGGUUUACUUAAUAUAUUGCACUUAUAUCGCAAUCAUCAGUGCUGUAGUCAGUAAGAUUCACUCUAGAGGUUUUGCACCAUCACGUGCCCAUUCCAUAAUACUGCUCGGGCUGCCUGUGGUUAGAUGGCAGGACAAUAAAAUCCUUUUGCUCUUGAGAAUUUAAUUCUUUAUCAUCUAAAACGAUUGUAUUGUUCCUGCCAUCUAACAUGGCUGCCGUCACGUGGUAGUGCAAAACCUCUAGAUCGACCAAAGAAUCCGCACUGAAAUCAUUUAUAGUGUUAUUGUUGUUUGUAUGUAGUAUCUUGAAAUCGAGGAAAUGAUUUGAAUGUAUUGCAUUCUUUGAAUAAAUUCAUAUCAAACAUCAA